AUGUCUGCCGAGGAGCACGAUGUCACCUUCGACUCCGCUGAUGCGGGAGCCUCGCUCACUUACCCCAUGCAGUGCUCUGCUCUUCGCAAGAGUGGCCACGUUCUGAUUAAGGGCCGUCCCUGCAAGAUCAUUGACAUGUCCACUUCCAAGACUGGAAAGCACGGUCACGCCAAGGUUCACCUUGUCGCCACCGAUAUCUUCACCGGCAAGAAGCUUGAGGAUCUCUCUCCCUCCACCCACAACAUGGACGUCCCCAACGUCAGCCGUAAGGAGUACCAGCUCCUCGACAUCACCGAGGACGGCUUCAUGUCCCUCAUGACCGACAACGGUGACACCAAGGAUGAUGUUAAGGUUCCCGACAACGAGGUUGGUGAGAAGAUCAACCAGAUGUUCACUGUGGACGACAAGGAUUGCAACAUCGUCAUCCUGAGCGCUAUGGGUGAGGAGAUGGCCAUGGAGUGCAAGGAGGCCCCCAAGUCCGGUUAA
Molecule: messenger RNA, 486 nt
Organism: Penicillium soppii
Lineage: Eukaryota; Fungi; Ascomycota; Eurotiomycetes; Eurotiales; Aspergillaceae
Product: Eukaryotic translation initiation factor eIF-5A
Exons: 4
Coding region: 1-486 (161 amino acids)
Biological process (GO): positive regulation of translational termination; positive regulation of translational elongation
Molecular function (GO): RNA binding; ribosome binding; translation elongation factor activity
Source: RefSeq, a predicted model, not a curated record